AGGCAUGGGUCGUGCACCGAGAGGGCGGCGACUGGAGGUAGAGGGCGGGUGAGAAAUUUUCCCUCAUCCCCUCAGUCAGUGCUCCCAGGUUACGCGGAGGCACGAUCAUCUCAAUUACUCAGCCCCAAGCGGAGAUUUGUUCUGGCACGGUGGGCUAAGGAAGAAGGGCUGGUGAAGGAAGCCACCCCUUCGGUGGCAGCAGCAGGUGGCUUCCCCGGGGGCCUCAUGGGCACAGGCUGCCCGGGCGCGGUGCGCUAAAACGCACGGCUGAGAGAGAGAGAGCCGAAACUCCCUGGUGUCACACGGGCUGGACACUGAUGGACCCCGGGGUCAUCGGGCGGAGCCUCCGGGCGCCUCCGCCACGGGCACCGCCUCCGCUGAGGCUGCUGCUGCUGCUGCCGCUGCCCCUACUGCUGUUACUGCAGGUGGCCGGCCCAGCCUCUGCCUUUUCGGAAAACCUGCUGGCCGCCCCGGGGGUGAUGGGGACCAGUCCAGUCCCCGCCAGCCCCGGGAGCGUGGUGGCUCCCGGAACGACCCCCUUCGAGGAGAGCCGGCUGCCGGUGUUUACCCUAGAUUAUCCCCAUGUGCAGAUUCCCUUCGAGAUUACCCUCUGGAUCCUGCUGGCUUCCUUGGCCAAGAUCGGCUUUCACCUCUAUCACAAGUUGCCCACAAUAGUGCCUGAAAGCUGCCUUCUAAUCAUGGUUGGACUUCUACUAGGUGGGAUUAUAUUUGGAGUAGAUGAAAAGUCUCCACCUGCAAUGAAGACAGAUGUAUUUUUCUUAUACCUCCUACCACCCAUUGUUCUUGAUGCAGGAUAUUUUAUGCCAACCCGUCCUUUCUUUGAGAACAUUGGCACCAUAUUCUGGUAUGCUGUUGUAGGGACCCUUUGGAAUUCUAUUGGCAUUGGGAUCUCUCUGUUUGGCAUCUGCCAGAUUGAAGCAUUUGGCUUGACUGACAUUACUUUGCUACAGAGCCUGCUUUUUGGCAGCUUGAUUUCAGCUGUGGAUCCCGUGGCUGUGCUUGCUGUCUUUGAAAAUAUUCAUGUCAAUGAACAACUUUACAUCUUGGUAUUUGGAGAGUCACUGUUGAAUGAUGCUGUAACAGUGGUGCUGUACAAUUUGUUCAAGUCCUUUUGCCAGAUGAAAACAAUUGAGACUAUUGAUGUGUUUGCUGGAAUCGCUAACUUCUUUGUGGUGGGAAUCGGGGGAAUUGUGAUUGGAAUCUUGCUGGGCUUUAUAGCAGCAUUUACCACGCGUUUCACACACAAUAUCCGAGUGAUUGAGCCACUCUUUGUCUUCCUAUACAGCUACUUAUCCUACAUCACAGCAGAAAUGUUUCACCUCUCAGGCAUCAUGGCAAUCACAGCUUGUGCUAUGACCAUGAAUAAAUAUGUGGAAGAAAAUGUAUCUCAAAAAUCCUAUACAACCAUCAAGUAUUUCAUGAAAAUGCUGAGCAGUGUCAGUGAAACAUUGAUCUUUAUCUUCAUGGGAGUGUCAACAGUUGGAAAAAACCAUGAGUGGAACUGGGCCUUUGUCUGCUUCACCCUGAUCUUCUGCCUAAUCUGGCGUGCCCUAGGUGUCUUUGUUUUGACUCAGAUCAUUAACUGGUUCCGGACAAUACCUCUGACUUUCAAAGAUCAGUUCAUCAUUGCCUAUGGAGGAUUAAGAGGGGCCAUCUGUUUUGCUUUGGUCUUCCUGCUUCCUGCUGCAGUGUUUCCUAGAAAGAAACUGUUUAUUACAGCUGCCAUUGUGGUCAUAUUCUUCACAGUCUUCAUUCAGGGAAUAACUAUUCGGCCAUUAGUGGAAUUCCUUGAUGUGAAGAGGUCAAAUAAAAAGCAGCCAGCUGUUAGUGAAGAAAUUCAUUGCCGGUUUUUUGAUCAUGUGAAGACUGGGAUUGAAGAUGUAUGUGGACAUUGGGGUCACAAUUUUUGGAGAGAUAGGUUCAAAAAAUUUGAUGAUAAAUACCUGAGGAAGCUUCUAAUUAGGGAAAACCAACCCAAGUCAAGCAUUGUUUCAUUGUAUAAGAAGUUGGAAAUAAAGCAUGCCAUAGAGAUGGCAGAAACUGGGAUGAUAAGCACAGUGCCAUCUAUUGCUUCACUAAAUGAUUAUCGUGAGGAAAAAAUAAGAAAGCUGACCCCUGGUGAAAUGGAUGAGAUACGACAAAUAUUGUCAAGGAAUCUCUAUCAAAUACGACAGCGUACUCUGUCCUACAAUAGACACAACCUCACCACAGAUACAAGUGAAAGGCAAGCGAAAGAGAUUUUGAUCCGACGUCGGCAUAGUUUGAGAGAAAGCAUAAGGAAAGACAACAGCUUGAACCGGGAUAGACGGGCAUCUACUUCAACAUCCCGGUAUUUGUCACUACCUAAGAACACUAAACUUCCAGAGAUGUUAAAAAGGAGACAUAAUGUGUCUAAUGCAGAUGGCAAUAGCAGUGACUCUGAUCCAGAUACCGGGACCACAGUGCUCAAUUUACAACCAAGGGCAAGGCGUUUUUUGAUGGACCAACAUCAGAAGGCCCAGCAGCAAUACCGCAUGGAGUGGAGAAAUGAAGUGCAUGGAGAUGCCGGCAGAGGGCAGCCCUCCAUCACCUCAGCUCCCCCCAGCUCAGCAGUCCAAGCACAGAUGCCAGGUGUGCUCCGACAGCCUUUGCUCUCUAAAGCCAGAUUUGGCACUGUGAGAGAAGAAGGUUUGACUGAAGGCAAAAGACCAGUCCCUCCCCCCAGGCUAGUCAGGAGGGCCUCAGAGCCUGGAAACCAGAAAAACAGAUAUGGAAGUGAUAACCCUUAGUGGAAACAGCCAAAACAGGACUGUGGUGACUCGCCUAGCACAUCUGCAGCUUAUUAUCCUGAAACCUGACAGAAUGAUUGAAUCCAUUUUAAACUCACUACAGAUCUAAAUAUUUUCUGUGGGAGGCAGGGCCAAGCCAUCGAUUUAAUGGGAUGAAAUGAAAAGCCCAGAAGGAGAAAAACAAACAAAACAAAGGAAAAAAAAAACCUACAGCAUCUUUUAUGAUUAUCUUUUAGCAAUUGCAUUCUUUCCAGGCUUGAAAAAAUAAAAGUGUGCCUUUCAUGGUUCUGAAAUUGAAUACCAGAACUAAAAUAUUUUUAGCAAACACCUUUGACGGUGAAAAUGCCUCAUUCGAGCUUUUAUUUAUUAAACUUUCUUUUCAUCCAUAAGCAAUGUCUAAAUGAACAGCACCCCCAAUUAAAAAUAAAUACAUAAAACAUUUUUCUUGAAAAAGAAGGAAGAACAACAUGGGGCUGUUUUUGGAGGAUGAUACGUCCAUCAGCAGAGGUUGGGGGUGUUUCUCAUAAGGCAAUGGGGCAGCAAAGACCAUUUUUCAGAACAGAGUAUUCAACUACAGCAUUCAUAUGUCCCAAUCAGGAAAAUCUUCAGAUAAGCUAUAUGGACAAAGUGAUGCUGUUAUCAGAUAGCCUUAGGGCUGUGUGACCCCACCCCCACCUAUUAAUGAGGAGCAACAGUUUUCCAAUUUGUUCUUCUAUCCUUUUUGGUGGUGAUGUGAAAAUUGAAUCUCUACUUCUUGUUUACCUGGUGCAAACAGACUUACUGGGCAGUGUAAGUGAGAAUUGGCACAUGGUGGGUUGCAGACUUACUUACCUGACUGCAAUUCUGUAAGAAGUUCCAUCCACACCAUUUGUAAUCAGUGUGGGGGGGGCAAUAGGACAUCUCAGAAAUCCAUGUGUUUACAUUGUAUCAGUUGAUAACUUAUACUGUGCAAUAUUAGGGAGGAUACAGGCAGUCCUGGAUCCAUGCCCACCUAUUACCACCUCUUCUGGUAGAAUUUUCCUUUGGGAGACUUUAGAACAGUGAAUCCAGGUCAUUAGCUUCAAGUUGAGAAGAUGACAGGUGGUAUACUAUGCUCCAAAAUUUUACAACAAUGAGAGAAUUCUCCUUGUUUGUAGAUUUUUACCCAGGAGACAUUUUCCACAUGAGAAUUCAAAAUAAUCUGUUAUACCUACUUAAAAAACAAACAAACAAAAAAAAAAACUACUAGACUAGAGAUGUAAAGCAAACACAAUUAAACAACAUUUUUCCAUCUUAAAUCAAACCCUGGAUAUAUGAGUAAUCAAAGGUGUAGCAUAAAUUUAAGUAUAUGUGGAAAUUUAAGUUUAUCUAAUUGCUAUUUGAUUAUUACCUGAAACAUAACUUUGUCUUGGCCUUCCCUUUUUGCUAAAUACCCUUUUUAAACUUGAUUGGUACUAAGAUUUAGACUAAUUAUGUCCACAUAUAAGAUUUCAGUUCUGACAGAGACUCCCCAGAUUUCACAUAGGUAAAAACUGAAAGGACUGCAAAGAUGUGAAUGGUUUAAUCAAGUAAUUAGGAGGUUCAAGCAGAUCAAACAAGCAAUCAUUGUUAAUUUGCUCAUGGAAACCUUUUUCGUUGUUUCUCAGUCCCUGGAUCCUGAACCAAUGGAACAUGGUUGGGUAUAGGACAGGAAGCAGUGUGACCAACACAGGACAACCAUGUCUGUCAGGACCACACUUUUUUUUCGGAACCUCUAGAGAUGCCUUGUAGAUAUUCAGCUUGUGUGAAAAUGAACUUUGGGCUUGGUGCCAAAAACAAAAAAACCCUACCAAAAACCAACAUGAAAAAAAAUCCCACCAGAACUUUAAACAUAGAAUAGAUAUUUAUAGAUUUGUGGGUAAAGAGAAAAAAUAGAAGUGGUUUAUAGAUUUUUGAUGAAGGCAUAUAACUGAAUGUAAGAGAUGUGUGAUGUAUUUUUAAAAAAGCCAAGAAUAAGUCAUGGUUUUCAGAUUAGCACUGAUGAAGCCAUAAUUUAAAAUGUAUAGAAAAUGAAGGAGAAAGGGAAAAUGACCUUACCAGUUUCCCAAGUUUUUUACUUCACUAUUUUUAUGUAAGAUUACAAGAAGGGAACAGGGAAAUCUUUAUAACUCAUUGGUUACUUCUUAAGAAAGUGGACAAAAUUCAGCUUUCACUUAUGAAUAUUAGCAUUAUAAACUUGCAUAUCAUUUGUAAAUUUAUUUUUACAAAGAAAGGACAAGCAUCAAGUGUUUUAAUUUAAUUGGAAAAAAAAGUGCCUUGCACACAGUAAAUAUGUUUAAUUGAAUUGAAUUAAUAUAGAUGGUUAUUUUUCCCCCUUUGAAACAAAGCAAGUAAAAAUUGUUAUCUAAACUUGCCUCUAUUUUUUCCCCUUUCAUCAGCUAUUAUGAUAGUAGUUGUUGUCUUUGGUGAUGAUACGGGAAUUCUAAGUAAUAUAGAAGGCCAAAAGUGUGCAAGUUUUACUACAACAUCUACUUACUAAAAACACUUACCAAGAACUAUCAUUAUAACAGAAUAUCUGCAUAAUGAAAAGACUGCCAAACCUCAGCUCACUUAUUUCAAGCAUUAUUUGACAACAAAAUUCUAGUAAAACUACAAUAAAAUUUGACUGUCCUAUAGAGGUUGUUGUAACAGAAGUUGACCUGUAUUGCAUUCAGCCUCUCCCUACAUCAUGCUGAGGGCUCAUUCUGAGGCAUUCUCUAACUGAAAACAGGUAUAAAUUAGGUUUUUGUUCUUUUGGAACGAUUCAUUCAAAGAUGCCACAUUGAGAUGGCUUUCUUUAGAUCUUGCAGAUUUGUGUAUUUUGUAUUGGGUCAGCCUUUGAUAAUUGCAGGAUUCCACCCAGCUAUCUGGGAUGGUGUUUUAUAGCUUAGUAGUUUUAUAGCUUUGUAGUGAGAUUGGAUAAUAAUAGUACCUGGGUGAGGGAGGGGGAUUGUUAAUUUAUAUUUUUUAAAUCUUGAAUUAAAAUGUAUAGAAUCACAUUAAUUUAUUAAAUACUUAAGCACAUUUUGCAUUUGUUGCACUACCCAAGUUAUGUUUAUAUUGAAAUUGGCAGUUGAGUAUCAAAUGUAAAAAUUGCAAUGUUUUUGUUGAUUGGUAAAUGAAAUUUGUCUAUAAGGAAUGAUUAAAGAUUUUGCUUUAUUCAGUAAGUGGAAAUGAAAGUGACAUUGCUAGCCAAGGUUUGGAUGAAACUAACAUGACCUCCACUUAUCACUGUAGGCAAGGAUGAAUCACAGAUCACAUAAGAUUUCCUAAUCCGUUGGAUCUUUUUGUUUUAUUUCUAUAACAUGUAUUUUUUUUCCUUCUAACUCAGUUUCAAACCUCUUGUUAUUCUUCAUAUCAUUACCAAGGAAAGCUGGAUAUUCACUAUGAUGUUAGUUCACUUUCCUUAGGAUUGAAAUUUAGGUACCAAAUUACUUUAGACUUUGCAAGAUACCUAGGCAGUUCAUUCAUUCAAAAUGAUUAUUUAACAUCAUGGAACUAAACAUCCAUAAGAUUUAUUGAAUUUUUUCAUUAGUUGUUUGAUAUCAUUCAUUUUUCUUCAUUCACUCCUAGAGGUUUUUUAAUCAAAAGAGUUCUGUUUUACUUAACUAUGUAUAUACAUCAAAUUGUAGGUCAACAUUCUUAUUUUGAUGGUGAGUGAAUGGAGUGUUCUAGUUGGUUACCAGGUUGUUACCAUAUCUUUCUGAAAGGAAGCAUAGCGUAGUGGAUAGAGAGUGGAACUUAGCCUUAGUCUGGGUUCCAGUUCUUGCCUCUGAUACAUUCUGGUGAUACAUAGUGGUUAACCCUUCCUUGGCCCAGGAAACUCUCUAUAAUACUAUAAAUUUUGUUUGCUAAUGUGCAUUUUUGAGUUGCUAGGUGAUUCAGUGGCCAGAGCAUUGGGCCUGAAGUUAGGAACAGUCAGUUCUUGUGAGCUCACAUCUGGCGCCAGACAUAUACUAGUUGUGUGCCCCUGGAAAAGUCAUUUAACCCUGUUUGCCUUGGUUCUUCAUCUAUAAAAUGAGCUGGAGAAGGAAAUGGCAAACUACUUCAUUUAUCUUUGCCAAGAAAACUCCAAAUAGGGUCACAAAGAGUUGGACACAACUGAAUCAACUGAACAAUAACAACAAAUAUGCAUUAUAUAGAGGGAGUUUCAUACCUGAAAUUCCUUGCACUAAUGAAAUCACAGAUAUUGGCCAAAAUAACAAGCAAAAAAUACCAUAUCCACCACACAAACGUGCUCAAACAAGUAUAUAACAAUAAAAUAAAUUUUGCAUUAAAACUAUAUAGAUCAUAAUUUCAUCUUUUCUUGAUGAUUCAGAAGAUACUUCAGGAUCUUAUCUGGCUUGAGUUCCUUGUUAUGAAUAUGUUAUUGUUCUGUAGAUAUAUGGAUAUUCUAAAUAAUAGAUUUUUGUAAUUGAUAGAAACUUCAAUAGAUUUGCUCUUGUUUCACUGAUUUUUUUCAUGGAUUUUUCAUUUCUACAGCAAAAUAUUUUAAAUGUUAAACUUAAUUGUACCAAAUUCUGGGCACAAUGAGGUGGUGACUGUAAUCGUUACUGAUUUCUCAUUUUGACAAGGCACUUAUAUAUAAUAAAUCCACACUAGAGGAUCAAGCAGUCUCAAUUCAUGAAAAAUCUAAAGAAUAUUUUUAAAUGAUAGAGCUUUGUUACUUUAAAGUACACAAAGAAAUUUAAACUAGAGCAAUAAAAUAUUGUUAGAGUAGAGUAUUAGGGGGUCUACUUUAAUGAAUAAAAUAUUUCUAAUGCACCAAUUGUUUGUCUUAAAUGAAUACUUAGCAAAUACUUAGAAACAGUUUGUACUAUAAAGUGAUUUAAACAUUCCUCCUAAAAUUGUGUUUACAAUAUCAGUUUACUUUAAAAAAAUUGGCCAAAGGUCAGUUUGGUCCAAAUCUUAUUUUAAUAUGGGUAUUUAAAAUGUUUUCAAUAGAAGGAUUCAACAGCAGAGCCAUGACUAGAGUAGAGUGAAUGGGGUUUUGCUCAGGUUGCCAACAUUUAGAGAACAUUAAUUGCACUCCUUCAACUAAUGUAAAAACAACUAAGCUUUGCAAGAUGGUAGCAAGAAUAAUUAGUUGAAAUAAGAAGGUACCGAAUGAUCUUUUCACUUCUUCCAGCAGCUUGCUCUUUCUUGGACCAGCUCUGCACUGCUCUUUCCUGCUAGUGGCCUCCAAAGCAGUGGCCUCCUAGUGUCCUGAGGUCUCUUGUCUCUCUCCCCUUUUCUCUCCUGCCACCAGUAGGCAUUUAUAGCAUAUGGUCCAAGCUCUCUACUAUAGAUUUCUCCAUAAAUGUUAUUUGGGGGUAUGUUGCCUGCUGUUUGUCCUAGAUAUCCUAGAUACUUAUGGUUCUGUGGCAUACAGGCAUUUCUUGAUAUAUUUUAUAUACAUGAUCAUCCCAGAAUGGCUGCCUCAGCAUGGAGGCCUCGAGGUUCUUCUUACCGCCACUAGGAUUCCUAUUCUCUUCUUCCCUGUGUCCUAUGCACAAUGAUCCCUGGGAUUGUUCACCCCACCACCCCUGUCUAAUAUUCCAUUAUAGGAUCAUAGCACAACAGCUGGAAGGGGCUUAUGGGCCAUUUUGUCCAAUUUUCAAGAUGAAAUUAAGAUCCAGCGUGGUUAAGUGGCUAAGGUCCUACAGGUAGUUAAUCUCAGAUGGGAUUUGAGCCUCUGUAUCCAGCAUCCCAGCUUCUUGUCUUGCCACUUUGACCCCAGGGACUGUUCAGAGUGGAAAGAAGUGAGGAUAAAACUGCUAAGGCUUCCUUCCUUAUUAACCUCCUCCAUUUUGGCUCCUAAUGGUUUCCCAACCCUCUCUUUACCCCAGAGUGCCUAGGCUCCUUUUAUAAGAUUCUCAAGUCUAUCUGAGUUGAUUUUUCCUGUGAAAAAAGGGUGAAUCUUAUCUGAUUCCUUUGUCUAGUCAAAGACUCCUUUAGUACUUACAAUCUAAGUGAAACUUUUCCUAGAGAGUGGUUGUGUGAGGAAGAGAGAAGCAUUGGGAACCCUUUCAUGGUUUGUUUCCCAUUGUUAUUAGAAAUAAUACUUACUAGCUGUGUGACCCUAGGCAAGUCACUUAACCCCAAUUGCCUCACUAAAAAAUAAAUAAAUAAAUAAUCACCUUCAGCAAACCUCUAGAAUCAUGUGGGCAUGUUUCAGAGACAGAAGGAUAGCAAAGAAAUUGGGGUUAUUUAUCCCAAGGAAGUGCAAGGAGGAAAGCAAAACACUAGUCAAAACAAUAGGUAGCUGCAGUUCAAAGGCAAGUAAGAAAGAAGUCCAGUCAAUGAGUUCAGUGAGAAGGAAAAAAAAUAGAGAUGCUUAAACAUUACAGCCUGGGACCAAAAAGUGUUCCUGAGUGUUACAGUCUAGAAUUCCUUACUCCUGAGCUCCUGGAUACCACACCCCACCAUUCCCAUGCCUUACCCAGAGCCUUCAUUUCCACCCAUCAAGCUCCUUCUCAGUCACAGAAGUUGUGGAAGUUCCAAGUUAUAAGAGAACCCAAAAGUCAGCUAAUCUGAUCCAAUCCCAAAGGAAUCCCUGCUGUAUAUCCAAAUGGUUACUUAUGAAAAACUUCCAAGAAACCACCAGAGGCAGAUCAUCCUACUUGGAGACAGACAGCUCUAAUUGUUAGGGAGAGAAUUCUUACUUAGAGCAAGCAUGGAGGGGCAGCUAGGUGGCGCAGUGGAUAAAGUACCCGCCCUGGAUUCAGGAGGACCUGAAUUCAAAUUCGACCUCAGACACUUGACGCUUACUAGCUCUGUGACCCUGGGAAAGUCACUUAACCCUCAUUGACCUGCCCCCCCCCCAAAAAAAGGAACAAGCAUGGAUUAGCUUCUUUGCCUAUGACCUAUUGUCCCUGGCUCAGCUUCCUCUUUGGGCUAAAUAGAACAAAUCUAAUUCAAAUACUUGAAGACAGCUAUUAAUGUCCCUCCAGACUCUUCUCUUGGCUAAAUAUGUCCAUUUCCUUCAACUAAUCCUCUUAUAAUGUGGACUCCAGGCCUUUCAUCAUCCUGAUUGAGUUUCUCUGAACACUGUCCAGCUUGUCAGUGCCCUUUUUAAAUGGUGGCACCCCAAACUGAUGGCAAUACUCUAGGUGAGGUCUGAGGAAGGUACUAUCAUCUUGUUUCUGGAAGCUAGAUUUGCUUCAGGGAUGAAGACUUCUGCCUCAAGACACAAAACCUGCAUCUAUAGCUAGGAGCUAGUGGAAUCCUUUUCUUGCUUGUUGGCCGGUCAGGAGAAUCUGAAGGAAGGAAUGUUUGAACUUCCACUGUAGGAGUCAGGGGAGAUGUAUUCCUGCCCUCCCUAUUUAGAAUUCUGAAUUCAGUUGUACAAAGAAACAUCACCCUUGGUGGUUAGCUGUGGCUUAUUGGAAAGACUGUUCUAAACUAUGAACCUGGAGACCUGAGUUCUAACUCUGUGUUUACCAUUAACUUAGCAGGUAACCUUGGACAUAACCUCUAAGGUCUGCAAAUGGCUAUCCGUUGGCAUUUUUGGUCCCACCUAUCUCUAAAUGCAUGAUCAAAUCUAACUCUAACCCUAUGAUCUGAUAUACCUUGAGUUCCCUGUGGGUCACAUGGGCUUUUGUGAGCUACCUUAGGAACCUGACCACUAUAUAUAUAUAUAUAUACCAUUGUUUCUGUGGAAGCAUGCAGUCUGCAUUAUAAGAAAACAGCUUUUAAACACAAACUCACUAGAACCUGUGGACUUCCUAUAUUUGUUUUCAUAAUUAAUUCACCACCUUCUUUUAAUAUUAGACAUCUAAUUGAAGUGUUUUACUUUACUCAGAAAAUUAAUCUUAAAACAUAGUAAACAGGGGCAGCUAGGUGGCGCAGUGGAUAAAGCACCGGCCCUGGGUUCAGGAGGACCUGAGUUCAAAUCCGGCUUUAGACACUUGACACUUACUAGCUGUGUGAC
Molecule: messenger RNA, 10698 nt
Organism: Dromiciops gliroides (monito del monte)
Lineage: Eukaryota; Metazoa; Chordata; Mammalia; Microbiotheria; Microbiotheriidae
Gene: SLC9A2
Product: solute carrier family 9 member A2
Exons: 12
Coding region: 318-2789 (823 amino acids)
Biological process (GO): regulation of pH; proton transmembrane transport; sodium ion transport
Cellular component (GO): membrane
Molecular function (GO): sodium:proton antiporter activity
Source: RefSeq, a predicted model, not a curated record